GAUUACAAGUACUGGCUCAAGAAUGCCACACUGAAACUUAUUGAAGGGUUCCUUCGUUGGUACCUUGAGAACCAUCACGUCAUGUACCAAUCAGGCUUUCUGGUCUUUGUACGAUACUGGGGAGUGUUUUGGUGCGAGGAAAUGGACCGCCUCUUUCCUUAUGACCUAAGACGGAAGAUGACGAAUCUAGUGUGCACCGCCCUUACUGAUGAGUACAACCUGGACCUGGGACCAAAGACACAGCCGUCAGUCAAUAUUGACGACCAUCUCUUCACUACCUACCAUCUCAUGGCUGUCAGUGAUGUACAUUUUUCUGUGAUAGGCUACGCCUAGAUCGGCACUCGGAGCAAGCCCUCGCAAGCACGUGACAAUUGGCUAGAUGCCCUGAACAGCAUCACAUUUGUGUUUAGUAACCCAUGUGAUGUGAUAUUGAAGAUUGUGGACAGAGCAGCCCUCCGUCAACGACCAUUUCGCGUGGCUGUUCC
This is a messenger RNA of Aspergillus glaucus CBS 516.65, 485 nucleotides long. RefSeq lists its product as uncharacterized. The coding region runs from base 82 to 333 and encodes 83 amino acids. The record is from RefSeq and is a predicted model, not a curated record. The transcript is spliced from 2 exons. NCBI's taxonomy places the organism in Eukaryota, Fungi, Ascomycota, Eurotiomycetes, Eurotiales, Aspergillaceae.